AUGGCAGUCCACCACCAGUAUCCAACCGAAUACCUCAAAACCCGCCAACAGCUCUUCAAAGGCAGCGCACACAGACCGUCUCCGAUCAAAAUUCUCAUAUCCACAAUCAGUGAGCAUGGUAUUCGAGCAAUAUACGCUGGAAGCGGUGCCUUUUGUAUCUCCAACGCCUCAAAAUCUGCCAUCCGCUUCUUCACAUUUGACAGCGUCCGCAAACUUAUUCCUGUUGACGCAUCCGGGAAGACGACAUCACUGGGCAACAUUUUCGCAGGUCUAAUGGCCGGUGUGGCCGAGGCAGUAGCCGUCGUCACACCGGGCGAGACUAUCAAAACCAAAAUGAUUGACGAUCGCGCCGGCCCGAGAUUGUACAGGUCGACGGGCCAUGGUAUCGUUUCCAUCAUCGCCCGGGAGGGGUUGCCCGGUAUAUACCGUGGAGUGAUUCCUGUGACUCUCAAGCAGUCUGCCAAUGCCAUGAUCAGGUUCACGAGCUAUAAUUUGCUUCUGAGUCAGAUGGAGAAGGUGUCGUCGCAAAAGUCGGUUCACACGGUGAUAGCUGGCGCAAUGGCUGGCGUUGUGACGGUCUAUGCGACUAUGCCAUUUGACUCCAUCAAGACUAGGCUGCAGGCAGUUGACGGUCAUCAGAGGUAUAGGGGUUCGUUGGAUUGUUUGAGGUCUGUGAUCUCUCAGGAGAGUGUCUCUGCCUUGUGGCGAGGAACGACACCUCGUCUUGUUCGACUGAGCGUGUCUGGAGCUUUAAGCUUUACGGUUUACGAGUCGGUGAUUGAGUGGACCAGCUCUAGUCAAUAG
Messenger RNA from Penicillium crustosum, 804 nucleotides. RefSeq lists its product as uncharacterized. The coding region runs from base 1 to 804 and encodes 267 amino acids. The transcript has 2 exons. Lineage: Eukaryota; Fungi; Ascomycota; Eurotiomycetes; Eurotiales; Aspergillaceae. Gene Ontology annotation, biological process: mitochondrial citrate transmembrane transport. The record is from RefSeq and is a predicted model, not a curated record.